Puntigrus tetrazona (Sumatra barb) is the source of this 1381-nucleotide messenger RNA. RefSeq names its product outer dense fiber of sperm tails 3B (gene cimap1b). The coding region runs from base 264 to 1037 and encodes 257 amino acids. The transcript has 7 exons. The record is from RefSeq and is a predicted model, not a curated record. Gene Ontology annotation, cellular component: cytoskeleton. Lineage: Eukaryota; Metazoa; Chordata; Actinopteri; Cypriniformes; Cyprinidae.
UCAAAAAGAGUCGCAGCAGCUGAGAGAUUGAUUAGAGCUCUUCGCGAGCUACAUUUAUACAUUUAUUUUACCGUUCUAUGUCAAUAACGUCGUUUUCGUGCAGACAUCGUAAGUGACGUCGUUUUAAUUUAUCCAAGUCAUCAUCAACGCGCUCGAUACAAUCCACGCGAUAAUAUAUUAAAGUGGCUUUGAACGAGUAUUUCUUUCAAAAACAGAACUUGUAUUAAAUUCACGAAUUUGUAACAUCUUGCUCUUAAGCAGACAUGUCGCCUGUGGAAGUAUGGGCUGGCCCUUGGAAGCCCCACAGGCCAAGGGGCCCCAUCGCUGCAAUGUAUAACAGUCCAGGGCCAACAUAUGCUCUGCCAGGGGCAACUGGGAUGAACAAUCACGACCCGCGGAUGCAGAAAGGCCCAGCGUUUAGCUUCGGCACACGUCACCGUAACUCACAGGCCAACUCGUCCCCCGGUCCUGGAUACCUCGUUCCCUCCAACAUCACCAGGGUGGGUCGGGAUGGGACCCCUGCGUUCUCCGUCUACGGCCGACCAAAAGACAUUCGGCCGUUUAAAACCCCAGGCCCAGGCAGUUACUCUCCAGAAAACGCGACAAAAACCACCUUUUACUCUGCCCCUGCGUUCUCUCUGUCUGCGAGGACUAAAUUGUUCCGUAACGAUCAAACACCAGGUCCAGCGGCAUACAUGCUUCCCCCGGUGUUAGGGUCGGGAGUUGUGAAUAAAGCAUCUGCCCCAAACGUCUUCUUCGGCGGUCGUAGUGCAAUCGGCAGCUUCCACGAAGAUCUACGAAAGACUCCAGGCCCAGGGACCUAUCAAGUGGUGGAUUCUGGAGUGUACAAGAACAAGGCCCCUGAGUACAGCAUGACCGGACGCAACUUCUCACCUGGAGACACUACAAAGAAACCAGGACCUGGAGCCCACCAUCCAGAGAGGGUUACUUUCACAGGAACCAAAGCUCCCAGCUUUUCCUUUGGAAUUCGCCAUUCUGAGUACACCGCUCCUUUAAUUGUGGAUGGGGCUGAUUAAACAGGUCAAUUCUGUUAAACAAGCUAGUCUGUCGUAUCAGGUCUUAAUAUGGCCAAAAUAUACAACUUGAAAUAAUGGUGUUUCAGUGAAAAAGGGUCCCGGAUGCAAUAAUUGUGCUGUUGCCACAAUAUAAGAAAAAGGUCCAAAACCAAGUCUACCUACUACCACUUUACCACAUCACAGACUAAAUCUAUUAGUGCUGGGUCUGAUUCAUCCUUGUUAAAUCCGAGUCAAGUCCAAAUGCUUAGAUGUUUGAGUUGGUGCUUGUUUAUAAUUGCAGUCUGAGUCCAAAUUCCCCAUCUCUACAUGCAGAGGUUGUUUCACAAUAUCAAAUCAAUAAAAAC